AUGGAGAACGGCCGAGUCAUUUGCACCGUAGAAACACAUACUGGAGGAGAACCAUUUCGCAUUGUGACCAGUGGGAUUCCUCGCAUGCCAGGAAGGACGAUUGUGGAGCGACGAGCGUGGUUAAAAGAGAAUGCAGACGACCUCCGACGUGCCUUGAUGCUCGAACCUCGUGGCCAUGCCGACAUGUAUGGUGGCUAUUUGACGGAUCCCAUCAGCCCAGGUGCCGACUUUGGUAUUAUCUUUGUGCAUAAUGAAGGAUACAGCGAUCAUUGUGGCCAUGGCACCAUUGCACUCGCCACCGUUGCUGUGCAAUUAGGAUGGAUCCAACAACGAACGAUACCAGAGACGCGGGUAGGCAUUGAUGCUCCUUGUGGAUUUAUCGAAGCUUGGGUGACUUGGGAUGGCAAACGCGCUUCAAGUGUACGAUUUAUCAAUGUGCCAAGCUUUAUUUGGAAACGAGAUGUCACUGUCAAUACACCAACCUUUGGCAACGUCACUGGAGAUAUCGCAUUUGGUGGAGCCUUUUAUUUUUACACGGAUGGAGCACCUCAUGGUAUCAAGAUUCAUCCUCGUCAAUUGGCCUUGAUCGCUCAAUUUGGGACUGAAGUGAAGCAAGCCGCUAAUGCCGCCAUUCAAGUACAACAUCCAGACAUCCCUGAAAUCAAUCAUAUCUAUGGCACCAUUGUAGCAGGUCCUCCCCUUCGUGGUGAUGAUGAAACAUCUACAUCCAUAUUGCAUCAAGCCAAUUGUUGUAUCUUUGCGGAUAGUGAAGUGGAUCGAUCACCUACAGGCUCGGGUACUGCAGGAAGAGUCGCUCAACUUUAUUUACGUGGUCAACUCGCCAAGGAUCAGGUGCUUGUCAAUGAAUCCAUUAUCGGCUCUGUGUUCAAAGGCAAGGUUUUGAAGGAGACAAAGGUGGGCAAUUUCGAUGCGGUGAUUCCUCAAAUAGAAGGAUCGGCUCAUAUUGUGGGCCAUGCCCAAUGGGUCAUUGAUGAAUCAGAUCCCCUUACAUAUGGUUUUCUUGUAAAAUGA
Molecule: messenger RNA, 1032 nt
Organism: Lichtheimia ornata
Lineage: Eukaryota; Fungi; Mucoromycota; Mucoromycetes; Mucorales; Lichtheimiaceae
Exons: 1
Coding region: 1-1032 (343 amino acids)
Source: RefSeq, a predicted model, not a curated record